This is a messenger RNA of Alternaria novae-zelandiae, 1527 nucleotides long. RefSeq lists its product as uncharacterized. The transcript is spliced from 7 exons. The coding region runs from base 1 to 1527 and encodes 508 amino acids. Gene Ontology annotation, molecular function: heme binding; iron ion binding; oxidoreductase activity, acting on paired donors, with incorporation or reduction of molecular oxygen. The record is from RefSeq and is a predicted model, not a curated record. NCBI's taxonomy places the organism in Eukaryota, Fungi, Ascomycota, Dothideomycetes, Pleosporales, Pleosporaceae.
AUGCCGAUCGUCGAGUCCUUACCCAGCGCAGCGGUACUGCUGUCCGCGGGACUGACAGCCCUGCUGGCCUACGUGCUGUACGCAGUGACCGACAACGUCUACUUCCAUCCGCUGGCCAAGUUUCCGGGACCGCCUCUCGCCGGCGCUACGACAUACUGGAAAGCGUAUAUUGAGUGCAUCGCAAACCGGUCCUUUUGCCACUUCCUGGUCGAGCUGCAUGCGCAAUACGGCGACGUUGUUCGUAUUGGACCCAACGAGCUCCACUUUGCCAACCCCCAAGCCUACCACGACAUCUACAACAACAAGAAUCGCUGGGACAAGGAAGCGACGCUCUACCAGAGCUUUAACGAGGACAGAUCUAGCUUCGGCUAUCUCACGUAUGCCGAGGCCAAGAACCGCAAGGAUGUGCUCAAUCGCUCCUUCUCGCCGGCUGCCAUCGAGAGCUCCGAGGGUCUGUUGAUUGAAAAGACCAAGGCUCUCUGUGCAGCCUUCGAGCGGCAGAGCAAGGCUUCCGCAAGUGUUGAUCUGUUUUACGCAUUCCGCUGCAUGAGUAUAGAUGUCAUUACGACCUUUUGCUUUGGCAAAUCCAUCCACGCGGUGGAUGAGCCUGACUUCAAGGCGCCUAUUGUCGUGGCUCUUGAUGCGGCGACCCCCGUUGCUAUGUACUUCAAGUAUUCUGAUUUGUUCAAGAACUUCAUUUUGAAAUGUCCGCCCAAUCUGUCCAAGAAGCUUAGCCCGUUGACAGCGGGCAUGAUCGAUCUAAACCAGCUACUCUCGCAGCAGAUCAACGAGCUCACUGACGACCCAGAGAAACUCAAACUUCUCCCUCACAACAUGACCAUCUACCAUCGGCUAAUGGACCCGGAAGCGCAUCGCGACAAGCAGAUUCCAUCGGCUGAGAGCCUGUAUGAAGAGGCCCAAGCGCUCAUGUUUGGUGGCACAGACACCGUCGGCAAUACCCUCAUGGUCGGCGCUUUUCACCUGCUCAAGCACCCUGACAAGAUGCAAAAGCUCAAGUCGGAACUAUCCGCGGCAUGGCCAUCUCUCAUCGGAAACGAGCCUACGGUCCGCGAUCUCGAAAGGGUACCGUAUCUGACCGCGGUCAUCAAGGAGUCGCUCAGACUCUCAUCGGGAGUUACCGCGGGCCUUUUGCGCAUCGUUCCCGCAGCCGGUGCAACGAUAGCGGGAGUAGAAGUGCCGCCGCAGACCAUUGUAUCGUGUGGGAGCACAUUCGUCCACUUCAACGCCGAUAUCUUCCCAAAGCCAGAGGAGUUUGUUCCCGAGCGCUGGCUCGAUGAAUCUGCGGAUUUGGACAAGUGGCUCGUCGCCUUCUCGCGCGGCCCACGUAUGUGCCUGGGAAUCAACCUGGCUUGGGCGGAGUUGCGCCUCGGCUUCGGCCAUGUCUUCCGCAAAUUUGACAUGGAGCCCAAGGGGAAACUGCCUGAACAGCUGGUGUGGCGGGAUGUGUUCUUGCCCUUCUACCAUGAAGACCAUUUGCAGGCACACAUGCGACCUGUAAGUGCGUGA